Messenger RNA from Haplochromis burtoni (Burton's mouthbrooder), 9639 nucleotides. RefSeq names its product family with sequence similarity 131 member C (gene fam131c). NCBI's taxonomy places the organism in Eukaryota, Metazoa, Chordata, Actinopteri, Cichliformes, Cichlidae. The coding region runs from base 6550 to 7338 and encodes 262 amino acids. The record is from RefSeq and is a predicted model, not a curated record. The transcript is spliced from 7 exons.
CUUUAUAAAACCCCAACAAUCAGACGACCCCCUGUGAGCAAGCGCUUGGCGAUGGUCGGAGGGAAAAAUUCCCCUUUAACAGGAAGAUAUCUCCAGCAGAAUCAGGCUCAGGGAAGGCCUGAUUAUUCGAGACCUUAUGUGUGAGGAGAAGGAUUUUAGAUUGAAUUCUGAAUUUAACAGGAAGCCAGUGAAGAGAAGCCAGGAUGCUCUCUCUUUGUAGUCUCUCACUGCAGCGUUUUGGAUCAACUGAAGGCUUUUCAGGGAGUUUUUGGAACAACCUGAUUAUAAUUUUGAAGAUAUUGCACAAAUAUUUCACAUCAAACAGUUUAUUGAUUAACUGAAAAACAUCACAACCCCCCUCAUGCCUCCAGCGCUGACCUGUUGGUUUCUUUGCUUUCUGUCUCUUGUCUUUCUCUUGCUCUGCGUACCUUUGGUUGUCUGGACUUCUGGCGGCGUGACUAUACUCACCAGUACCUGCCAGGUCCUUUACCGGCACACAUGGCUGGCAUCAACUAAUUACCAGCCUGCUGUAUAUCAAAACUGGCUCUUCCACCCACACGGUGUCACAUUAUCUGCUGUAGUGUAGUGGAACUCAUUUCCUCCCAGGCUCCUCUCUUUGGGUUUUAAGUUUCUUUUGAUAUUCACUUCUUGUGUGUCUGCUCACUGUCCCGCACCUACACAACUUCAGCUACAGGCCUCUUCCAGCACCUCAGGAAAUCACCUGCAUCCUCUAUGUCAUAAUGAAGCUUUUUAAAUCUCCCUCUAGGCGUUGCAUCCACCAUUAGGGUCAGUCAGUUCCUGUUUCAACCAUUAGAGAAAAUAGGUCCUUUUCAGUUUUAUCAUGUGUUGCUAUUUGUAACUCCAGAAAUGUGCAUUUACUCAGUCAGUCUCCCCAGUGAUAGAAAACAAGAGAAAUGUUGUAUACCAAUUCUUUUAACUCGCUUAUGAGGAAAAUCUCUUAAAGAGAGCACCUACAGGGCAUUUGUGGUACUGCAACCUAACUCUUUUUUUAAUAUAAGUGGUUGUUCAUAUACAGAUGUUUUCUAACACAUCAUUAAGGUUAACUUUUACCUUUUAACUGUAUGGGUGGCAUAUGUUUUAUAUGUCCAUAUGUGUCUCAGAUUACAUCUCAUUAAGAUUUUUUUUAACUUAGUAGAAGAUUUCAACCAAUAAAGUCCCACAGAGAAAAGGAAAAAAGCUCAAAGUGCUGUGUCAUUGUUCUGUUUCUCUUAAACAGCAGGACGUGUCUCCCUCUGCAGCUUUACGGCUCUUUUCUUCUGCACAGCUAUUCUUUGUCUCAGUGCCCCCCUCUCUUAAUUUCCGCCUGUCUGCAUAUGUUUUGGAGGCCAUUAAUCGUCCCCGGCACAACAUGCACCCCAGCAGAUAAUUACAGUCAUUAAACCAAUUAGGGAGCACAUGGAGGGGAAGGUUUAGUCAGCCCUGAGGCCUCCCACUCCUGUUCUUCUCUACAGGACAGCCGAGGUGGUCCGCUGAAAGUCUGGCAAAGCCUUAAAUAAAGAAGGGGGUGAACUACUUCAUCCCAGCUCUGGAUUAAUGAAAUUUCCUGUUGAUGUAGCCUUGAGAGACCUUGCUAACUUCGCUGCAGGCCAAGUAACCAGAGCCAUUAGCCAGCAAAAGCCGUCUGAAUUUUCCCAUCUUUUUUGGAGGGCGUAGCAGCCGUUUAGGUCGGUGUCAUCAAAAUACGUUUUCACAGAGCCAAGAGGGUUAUUUUGGUGAUUCUGUGGCAAAACACAAAAAGAGAUCAGAAGUGGCAGGAAAGGGAGGGAAGAGUGGUCAAUCUGCAGACAGUGGUUUUCAGUAUGCUCAGUCUAUCAUGUGAUUGUAGAGCUAAUAUUAUGGUUUCAAUGCCCUGCACAGUGGGAGUUCUGGCAGAACAAGGCCGUAACACACAAUAAAUUAAACUGGGAUUUCUUAGUUAUUCAGAAAGAUGGGAGUGAGACUUUUAGUUACUGGCUACAUGUGCAGGCAAGCCACAGAAAGUCCCUCACGCUCGCUCUAAGUCACCAUGUUGGAUGACAGAUUGUCCUCCCUUGUAUCAGAGAGGUAUUUCCCAGCAUUCAUGUUAUGCUUGGCACAUGUUUUUUUUCAACCUCUGAAAAGGAAAAAAAAAGAAAAAGCAAAAAAAAAACCUGGGAGCGCUUUAAGUUUUGUCUGUCCUUAUGAAUGACAUAGAAAAGUAAAAGGCAGAUCUUGUAAUGAAUCCAAAAUAAGCAAAGAAAAAAAAAUCCUGCAGGUUAAAAAUAUGAACAUGACCAGCACAUAUGGUCUGAAUAAGGCUGGGCUAAGCUAUACUGAUGGUGUGAACUUUAUUUGCAGCCCUGAAAAAUGAAACUUAAAGAAAGAGAGACGUUACCGGCUCAGUUGUAGAGACAAGCAGUUAUUAUCUGUGCAGAAAGCAUGGGGAAAGUAGCUACCUUCACAUUUUCCACUAUUAGAAAAAUACACAAGACACUUCUAAAUUUCAAGAAGAGGGUAAUUUGUCCAACCAUGCAUUGUCUUAACCACUUGACCAAUUCAGGGUUGAGGAGGGGGCUUGCUGUUAUAGGACAAGAGGUAAGAUACACUCUGAGUAGUUUAGCAGUCUGUUGAGGUUUUAUAGAUACUUUUCCACCAUUUUGGGCAUGUAACAAUCCUGGUAACAAUGUAGGAUCAAGUGAAUAAGACUCAGGUCACGCAAGCCUAGACCCGGUCCACAACCAUCUGGCAAACAUGACAAACAUGAAAAACUGGCAACUGUGGCAAUCUGGCAGGCUUUUGGCACAUCAUCUUCUUUGUAACCAGUUGUACGCAGUGAGAUCUGGAAACUUUCAGGAAUCACUGCCAAUCACUUGAGUAAUACAUAUGUUUCCCUAGCAACCAGUGUAGCACAUCCAAUAUGGAGAACUCGGGAGCAACAUGGCACGAUGUAACAUGAGAUGCCUCAUAAAAAAGGAUGUGUUAAAUAAGUGCAGCAGUGUGAAAAGGCUAACUAGCUAUUACCCAAGUCCAGUCUUAGAUUCUGCAUUUUAAAGCUUCACUGUUCGUGUUUUGAAGUCAAAUUCUACAUUACUACGAAAGGGUAGCGGGCUUUCUUCUCAGCUAAUACUAGCUAGCUUGGUUAGCAAGCUGCAUCCAUAUAUCAUAUUGGUGCAAUGCUAAAUAGCUUGGUACCAGACUAACAAAGCAAUAGAAUUUCACUCAUCAAAACUGAAGCCAAAGUUCUUGGAUGGUCUGUGUCACACAGCAAGCCAAAAUCUUAGUCAAAUAAUACACAGUGAAAAAGAUCCAGUUAUAUUACUCAAAGUAAUGGAGGUGAGGGCUGUCAUGCUCCAGAGUUGGUGUGAGGACAGACGAGAAGAAGAGGAUAUAAAGAACAAAGGAUGCCUAAUAUAUAGAGCAACCAGGCAGGAGGAGAUGAGAAAGACCACAGAGAAGAUUCAUGUUUAUAGUGAAGUAAGAUAUUGGUUUGACAGAAGAAGAUGCUGUGGAUAGGGUGAGAUGGAGACAGAUGAUCUGCUGUGGUCACACCUUAAGGGAGCAGUAAAAGAAGAAGUGUUGAGUUGUAUGUGUUGUGAAGACAGUGUAUAAUCGACUAAGACUGAAUGAAACCGGUUUGCUCUCUGUCCUGUCAGGUUAUGGUCUGCAGGUCUCAUGAUCCUUUAUAUUCAAAUUUUGACGUGUGAGCUUAUCCUAUAUUAAAUGACAUGAUUUGUGUUUUUAAAAAACUUUUUUUUUAGAUACCAGACUGAAUUUUAACAUCAUAAUUUGCACAAAGUAAGACAUAACUAUAAUAAUAAUGGGUAUAUUUUGCUUUAAGCUAACAUUAACUUUAGUACAGAUUUUCAUCUUUCACUUGCUUUAAUGUUUCUCCAUUUUAUUUAUGUCUAUUGUGCUCGCCAAAGAAGUCUUUGUCAAAGAUUGUCAGGCCUGAUGUUAUUGUUGGCUGCACAUUUAAACCUCAUUGAGGUCACAUGUUUGCUUCUCGUUCUUCUUGAAAUGCUGAAUUUUCUCUGGGCUCCCACUGACUCUCACUGAAGGACUGCUGUAAUAUUCAAAAGUGGAUCUAAAAAAACAGAAAAAGCAUGGCGGGUGGACAGCUUUUUAAAGGAUUAAAAAGUAAUCGUCCAAGAAAGGCUUUUUAAUUCAUUCCCUUUUUUAAUCCUUGGAAAUUCCCACAUUGACACAGACUGCAGCAAACAGAGAUUGAAUUUCCCCAGAAGCCGAAUGACUACUUGCUUUGCAAUAAGAGCAACAAAGUAAUCACACUUGUAUUCAAUCAAAACUUGGCUGCAUGAAGUAAAAAAACAACUUUCAUGUUGAGUACACUGUGCAUCAUCCGAAUCAUCCAGUACUGAAAGGCAUCCAACUUUCUCUCUGCCGCGAGGGAUGACAGAAAUGACUGUUGCUGAAUGAUUGUGGCUUCCCACUGAGGAGAAUCGCAUACGCGUAUGUGGAUGUCGGACAUUCCUCCUUCUCUUUCUGCUCUCUCCUCGACUACUAAGCAAAAACCCACAUUCCCCUCAAAGCCUACUCGAGAUUGGUUUCGUUUGAUGGACAGAGAUUCAGUCACACCAAAGGACCAUAAAGAGGCCGGUUUUAUUGGCGCUGUCUAACAACUGCACACGGUGACAAAAAAAGGUUUGCACAGCAGCCGGCACUGAGACGUGUUGAGGCGUGGUAAAGAGCUGAUGUGAAUAUGUAACAGCAAAGGAACUGACUUUUCUUCAACAUGCAAGGUGAGAAGUGGGAUCUGACCCUUGGGGCUUUAGUGAACACUUCCACCUGCUGGUCUGAAUUAUUCAUGAAACACUUCCCUAAGCUCUUCCUGUCUAACAUCCAAGCUCUGGCUGCUUUAACCACUCACCUUGUUUGGUUUAACAAUACAUUUACAAGCAACUGAAACACAAAUGUCAUGAAAGGUGGUAACACAGCCUUCCAAGUUUCUCAUGCACUUUUGCCUUUUUGCCACAAGGUGUCAGGCUGCUCCUAACCUUGACCCCAUUCCUUUCACCAAGCGUUUCAUGAUGGGAUGGAAGGACAUGGGAGAGUCUGGGACUACAGCAGACAUUAUUAAGAAUGUUCCAGAGCAGGUUCAGAAUUAUUUAAAGGAAUAAUAAGAUUCCUUGAGCUUCUCAAAGGGUUUCUGGAGGGAUUUCAGAGCCCCCAAAGUGUAUUAAAAGGGUCAGUGAACAUAUUACAGCCCUCCUUGAGACUGGUCCUGUGGCCCUGAAAGAGGUUUGAGGGGCUCUGGAAGGGUUCCUGCAGCUGGAAUAGGCUAAAUUUGAAGUAGUGAGUCUUUCAUUUUCAUCUUAAGGUUUCUUUUAGGGGAGCUGAAUGGAUCAGUGAGGGGUCUCUUUUUCUUGAAGGUGUGUGGUUUCUUCACUAUGUUUAAGGAGGAAUUUUCUUCACUGUGUUCACUGGUUGUUAGCAGAAGGUCUCAGAGGUCCUUAGAUUUUUGAAGGAACAUCUGUCAUUUCUAGAUGAGAUGUUAGGGUUCAUUAAGUUCUCCUGAAGCACAAUUUUCUGGAAAAACGUCAGUGAAGGUCAACAGUUUUUAUCAGGGUUUCAUUUAAUGAAAGCAACUCAUUGAUUAUAUUAUUCUGUAAAGCUACUCAUCAGCUCAUACUUAUCUCUGUGUCAAAUUAGCCAGAAAGAACUUCUCUUUUCCAAACAUCGAGUUUCACCCCAUCUUCUUUCUCCAAUGUGCAAUUUCAAGGCUCACUUAUAUUUUCAGUUAGUUAUUUAUUGUAUGGUUGAGAGGUAGGGUCUCUGGGAAUGUAUAUGAAGGAAUACCCUGUGGAGUUUCGGCUUAGUGGAAAUCUGCCCUUGGGGAAAAUACAAAGAGCACUGUUUCUUUUAAAGGGAACGUAAACGCAGCACGAUUUUCUUGAAUGUUUGAGGUCAGCGUCUGCUGUUUCUCUAACUUUAUCAGCGCAGUCCUCCCAUGUUCAUCAGAUAAUGUUUCUUUGCAUCCUUUCCCCGUCCAAUUACAGCAAAACGCUUCAAAAGUACGGAGCAACGUGGUUGCCACGGCAACAGGAUUUUCCCCACGUUGCCGCUGGUGAUGUCAGCAAAGCCCCGGUUACUACUGUGCCAGCAGGCACCGGGCUCUGAGACCAACUUGCGAAACACACAAGGACAAGAAGAGCCACUGUGUUUAAAUGCUGUGUUUAAGCAAGGGCAAGAAAAUCUGAACAUUCAGCUCAGGCUGGCAAGUUCAGAGAGAAGAUCGUCUCAAAGGCUUCUCAAUAACGCCACAAAAAUGCAUUUAAAGGAAGAUUUGGCUUCAAUAUCAUCCAUAAGAGUUUCAUAUCCCCGGAGAAAUUAAUCAGUGCCUCAGCCUACAGCUCACCAGGCAUUCACUCUUACUUACCCCCCAACUCACACACACACCACCACCACAGUUUCUCACUUCCCUCUGCUCCUCUGCUUACUGAUACUUCUGCUUCCACUGCUGCCUUCCUCGCUCCCUUCCCUCUUCUCUGUAGCUCGCUCCUCAUCCUCAAUCCACCAUGGUGAACAGAUAACCGCCCCUGCCGUCCCGAGACCAUGGGUGCCUGCCUCUGCAAAGGUCACAAAGAGAUCAGCAUUCCUGUAUCAACACUGCACCACCCCGAGGAGGGUCAGUCAUCCCCUGCCAAGGAUGACCAGAAUCCCUCCAAUGGCAGCGUAUCAGAUAAAACCAGUCGCUAUGACAUUGCAGAGCUGGCCACAUCCUCUUUACUGGGUCUGGUGGCCACAAUAAAGGAACACAUCACCAAGCCGACGGCAAUGGCCCAGGGGCGAGUUGCGCACCUGAUUGAAUGGAAGGGUUGGGGUGGAUGCGGUGAAGCCAGGGGAGGCGGAGGUGGAUGGAGCGGGGCCUGGGGUAGAGGAGGCGGCGCCUGGGGGGGCAUGGAGGCUGAGUUGCAGGAAGACGAACAGCUUUAUUCCCAAAUGACGGACGAGUUCAAAGAAGCUCGCUUCGCUGCAGGUGUUGCGGAGCAGUUUGCCCUGGCUGAGGCAGCCAUGAACGUGUGGUCCAUGAGCGACAACACAGAGCAGCCGUCCACCAGCUUACAAGCAGCACAGAGCCACUACCUGUCUCAGUUCCUGCUUGAUGGUGGAAGCGUUGGCGUCCCUCAGCAUCUGUACAGCAUUCACACCCAGGUGUAUGGCAACAACACUGCAGUCAACCUGAUCCCCCCUCCACCACCACCAAUCAGCUCUGCUUCCCUGAUGUCCAACGCCCAGGACAGAGAUCAUCCUAUUCAGGACAGAAGCACUGUGAUUGCAGAAGCCGCUGUCCGCCACGUAGACAGCAGCUCCUUAUCCGAGGACGAUGUUUUUUACAACUAGGCUGUAAAAAAAGAAGUCUUGAUGGCAAUCUCUAAAAUGAGCCUCGGUGUAAGGAGUCUCAACCACCAGCAACGAGCGAGAGGAGAAGUAAAGGCAGACAUUUAAGAGGCGACUCUGUAAAUGGCUUUUCUGAAAAGGUUCAGAAGACUCCGGAUAGUAUUUUCUUGAGAGCUAAGGCAUAUAGUUUUGUGAAUGUACAUAGUUCAACUGUGACAUUAAAAAAAACAUUUUUUAUUCCAUGUACAUGAAGUAGUUAUAUAGAGCUGAACAGUCAAAUGAAAUAUGCUGUAAAUACCUUGUUAUAAAGUAUGUUUUAAUAUAUGUGAUGAACAAGGCUCUCUUGUUUGUGUCGUGGUCUCUUUUCUUCUAACAGGUGAACUGAAGGAAAAGGUUUCGCUUAUAAAUUAAGGAUUUCUCGUGUGAAUAGAGAGGUGACGUAAGCACACAUCCAAUUAUCCGAGUUUCAGCCGUGAUUAGCCAUAAUUCACACUUUCCUGUCUGCGAGCUGAGAGCAGAUGCAGGGAGCGGUGAGAGACGAGGAGAGCGUAGAAAAAAACGAGUGAGAAGAACACAGAAUAUACUGUGCAGCCGGUGUGUGUUUGAGAGGGAGAGAAGGGAGAGGAGAAAGGUGGUGUUGCUGUUUCCUGUCAUGAUGUUCUUUUAGCACAAGCUUACACAAAGUGAAGCUUUGCCACGCGGCGUGCUGUGGCUAUUCUGUUACCUCAGUGGCUGUGCACGGCUAGUGUGAUCGCAUCCAUCAACAAAGUCUUUAAGGAGUUUAUUUAUUACUGCAGUGCAGCAGCAUCUAAAGUUAAAUGUGACGCAGCUGAAUGAAAGGUCACAAGUGUAUGUUAGCAAGAGAAAAGUAAACAGAGGCUGUUUUUCAAAAGAGGGCCUCGGUCUAACAGUAGGACAAGGAUAAAAAAAAAUAAGUCCGAGAUGGCAGCGUCCUGCAAAAGAAGAAGAGCGACUCCUCUGGGAGCUUAUGUUUGACCACCAAACGUCUGCGACUGUGGCUGCUUUCGUUCAUCGCAAUCAGAUUACCCAUGUGCUAACUUGAAAUGAAUGGACAGCAAAAUUGUUGGCUUGGGUUGAUGAUUUGGAAUUGAAUGCAUGAGCAACUGAAAGGCUUCCAAGGGGGUUUUGGAAGUGGAGCCACUCAGACUCAGAUCACAACAGAAUUUAAUGCACCAGUGGCCUGCAAUUACCACUUGCGGCCACAGAGGCUCCUGAAAGCCAAAAAGUAAUUUAUUGCUUCAAAGAAUUUCUUAAAGGAUGACUCCAGUUUAUUCAUGUUUGCCGCUGGAGCUUGUUAUUUUCUGCCCUUGUUCUCAACAAUUACUUACAUAGUUAUUACACUGUCAGCAUAACUGAAGAAUGCCAGUGUCUUUUCCUUGUGGUAACUCUAGGAAGGAUGUCCAAGUCACAAACUGUUACAUUCAACACAUAGCAGCUAUAAUUUUAAAUUCAGGGGGCCUUCAGUGGGCAACAAGUUUAUAAGAUUCAGUCAAAAUGUGUGAAUAGGUUCGUGAAAUUUAGGCACCUUACCUUGUUUGAAUUUGGUGGAUUUCCAGUUUCCUGUUUGUUGAUCACUCCCUUGAAGUCUAGUUAUGACCACCUCCACUGUGCACUCAACAAUUUCUCCUCAGACCUCAAAUUUGUGCAGAGGAAAAGUGAAGUUAUGUUUCAAAUUGACCUGAAUUUCACACGGAGGUGGUGAUGAGAGAGCAAAGCAAUUUUCUGCAGUUUUAGUGGAAAAGUCACUGUACCCGAGCCCAAGGGCUUCGUGUUAGGCUGUCAGUGCAGAGUUGUAAUAUAACAGCCCAAAGAGGCUGAGGAAAAAAAUUCAGCAGGAAUGAUCUGAACCUUGAGGUGUGGCAGCGUAAUAAAAGGCACAUGCGCAAUGAAAAGGUCUUUUGGUCACAUGAGCAUAGAGGUCUGGCUCACAUAAGUAUAAAUGCUCAGAACAGGACUUCUACUGAAAGGUUUAAAAAUAGCAGCCAUGCUGAAAACAGCCCAGGGGCUUAUAGGAAGACCUUAAACCAAAUUUAAAUCAGGACAAGCUUUUUGAUUUUACAACCCCAAGUCUGAAACUUCUGAACUUUCAAAAUUACCUCUCAUAGAUACAAGUCACAGGAGAAAUCAUAGGUCAGUGUACCAAAGUAGUGCUGUGUGAUACUGAAAUGUUGGUAUCGAUUACUAAUACCAACACCAAUAUCGCUACUUUGAACUUAUAAAUGCAGCUUAUGAGUUGAAGCAUCGAUUUGCAAAUUCUGAACACAUUUUAACAAGUUAACACAA